Coffea arabica (coffee) is the source of this 414-nucleotide messenger RNA. RefSeq names its product disease resistance protein RGA2-like. NCBI's taxonomy places the organism in Eukaryota, Viridiplantae, Streptophyta, Magnoliopsida, Gentianales, Rubiaceae. Gene Ontology annotation, molecular function: ADP binding. The record is from RefSeq and is a predicted model, not a curated record.
AUGCCCGAAGUUGAGAGUAGGGAAGCCAAAGUUAAUCGGCUUAAGGAAUUGUUGGAUGGUAAAAAGUAUCUACUGGUCUUGGAUGAUGUUUGGAAUAAAGAGUCCGCACUAUGGAAUGAGUUUAUUGGGUCUUUGAGGGGUACUAGCCAAGCCAUGAGGAGCUGGAUUCUUGUGACCACUCGUGACCAACAAGUGGUAGACAUCAUGAAAAUUUCUUCUCAUCAAGAGUAUUCAUUGAAAGAAUUAUUAGAUCAUCAAUGUUGGCUGAUUCUCAAAGAAAAUGCAUUUGGCACUAGGCAAGUGCCAAAUAGGCUGCAAGAUAUAGGGUUCAAGAUUGCGCAAAAAUGUCGAGGCUUACCAUUAGCUGCAAGCGUUCUCGGUGGCAUGCUGUGCGACAAGGGAAUAGAUGAAUGA